AUGCAAUUCACCUCUUACUUGGAUCGUGUGACUUUUCGUGAUUUCAGGGACGGUUCUGACAAAGAACAUAUAGAAGGAAGAGACAGGAGGAGAGAUGGCAACACUUUCAAAAAGACGGCGAUUAGAGUAGAGGAGACCUCCCACGCCACACCCACGCCCACACAAAAACUUCCUUCUCAGCCGCCCCCGAGUAGGAGUCCCCGCCAUCAGAGAUUUUCAGCACCGUCGAGCGCGAAGACUGAACGCCGUCCUUCCCGAAGUGAACGUGAGACAAGGUUGUCGGGGCCUUGUGUUGGUCCACGUUCCUCCUUCCACACGCCCGCCACCCGCUCAGCAACCCACCCGCGCCAUCAGAACCUCACCCGCGCCAUCAGGAACCCACCCGCGCCAUCAGGAACCCCCCCCCCAGCCAUCCAGGAACCUCCGCGCCAUCAGGAACCCACCCCGCGCCCAUCAGGAACCCCCAGCGCCCAUCAGGAACCCACCCGCGCCAUCAGGAUCCCACCCGCGCCUCAGGAACCACCCGCCAUCAGGAACCCACCCACGCCAUCAGGAACCCACCCGCGCCGGAACCCACCCACGCCAUCAGGAACCCCCCGCGCCAUCUGGAACCCACCCGCGCCAUCAGGAACCCACCCGCGCCAUCAGGAAACCCACCCCACCCACGCCAUCAGGAACCCCACCCGCGCCAUCAUGGAACCCACCCGCGCCAUCAGGAACCCACCCGCGCGGAAACCCACGCCAUGCAGAAAGCCGACCCGCGCCAUCAGGAACCACCCGCGCUAUCAGCAACCCACCCGCGCCAUCAGGAACCCACCCGCGCCCAUCAGGAACCCACCCGCGCCAUCAGGAACCCCCCGCGCCAUCAGGAACCCAACCCGCGCCAUCAGAACCCCCCGCCCAUCAGGAACCCACCCGCGAGCCAUCAGGAACCCACCCGCGCCAUCAGGAACCAUCACCCGCGCCAUCAGGAACCACACGCCGCCAUCGAGGAUCCCACCCGCGCCAUCAGGCCCCACCCGCGCCAUCAGGACCCACCGCGCCACAGCCCCCCCGCGCCCCCGCGCCAUCAGGAACCCAACACCGCGCCAUCAGGAAACCCACCCGCGCCUCAGGGAACCCACCCGCGCCAGGAACCCCACCGCGCCAUCAGGAACCCCCCCGCGCCAUCAGGAACCCACCCGCGCCAUCAGGAACCCACCCGCGCCAUCACCCACCCGCGCAUCAGGAACCCACCCGCGCCAUCAGGCAACCCACCCGCGCCAUCAGGAAAACUCCGCGCCAUCAGGAACCCGCGCGCCAUCAGGAACCCACCCGCCAUCAGGAACCCGCCGCGCCAUCAGGAACCCCCCGCGCCAGAUUCAUACAGAGCAAAUUCUCCGGGGGCGCAUCUCCCCUCACCGAAGCACGCGCCGAGGUGUGUCUCGUGUCCAGCUGAUAAUCGACCCUCAUAGAGGCCCUUGUAUGGCCCCAACUGUGCAUUUAAAGUUCUUUACUGCGGACAUGCUUACAGGCUCACUCAGAAGCAUAUGGGCGGUAGGUGGAUACUGU
Messenger RNA from Penaeus vannamei (Pacific white shrimp), 1551 nucleotides. Lineage: Eukaryota; Metazoa; Arthropoda; Malacostraca; Decapoda; Penaeidae. The record is from RefSeq and is a predicted model, not a curated record.